GUCGAUUGAGGAGUGGGCGCGUGGCCUGACGGUUUGUGGCUUGAGCAACGUUUUCAGGUUUUUGUAUGGCCUUCAAGACGAUACAUUUGGACGCUAAUUAGCCCCGAAGGGCAACUGGUUGGGAGAGCACCAUUUCCUUUUAUAUUGAAGCCAUGUUGCAGAACGGAAGUGCCCCUUAGUCUGAGAUUGCAGUGAGUAGCCCUUUGCCUUUACUGCUCAUCAUGUUGGUUCAGCCUCUCGGCAGCUUGGCACCCCAUUUGCAGCGGGUCCUCUGCUCUCCCCGGGCACACCAAGCUGUGUGGAGGCUCUUCCCAUAUUGUGGUGUCCCGCAGCUACACACUUCAAAGAAUUUAAUGUCGUCUGAGUUCAAACAGAGUGAUGCGAACCAGAGGAAAACAUCAAAAGCUCAACUAGAAAGAAUUCCCCGUGCUGACAUCGGCUCUUCGUUUUCUGUAUUUACAGCUGGGGCAGCCAGAAAAAGAGCAGAGUCCGCAAAAAGCCAAAUGGGCGUCGAAUUGGCUGAGACCUCAACAGUGACAAAAGUUGGAAAGUCGUUAGUUCCACUGAAGCCUUUAAAUGUAGAUGAUUGGAAGAAAUUGAAAACGGAAUCGCCCAAUAAAACUCGUUUUGAAGUAAGCAUGAUGGAAAAACUGCUGUCUGUUCGUGCUGAUAUUGAUGUGGCUAAAUCGCUUUUAGUUUUUGUUACAAUGGAAAAUGGUACUGUUGAGUAUGAACUCCUUCUGAAGUAUUUGGCACUGUGUGUCCAACAGCAGCAUCUGACUGAGAUACUUGAUUUAUAUGGCAUGAUGAAAGCUAGAUUCAAAAUAUUAGACAUUGGAGCUUACAGCCUCUUCAUCAGUGGUUUUAGCAAGACAGAUCGUUGGAGGGAGGCUGUGAUGUUUUUAGAUUCAAUUAAAAAAAUGGUUACACCAUCACCAAGAAAUUAUGGGGAUAUUGUUAUUUCUGCACUCCAGCAUAAAGAAGUAGAAACUGCAUGGAUGUUGUUUAAAGAAAUGGAAAACAAAAACUUAAAACCAACUGAGAACACAUUGCAAACAUUUUUUGAUUAUGGCAAGUCAUUCUGUGAUGAUCAAUAUGAAAAUAAGGUUAUGUAUAUCCUCUUCUACCUGAGAGAUAAUCAGAUAUACCCCGGCAAAGGUUUAAUGCAAAGUAUCCAUUCAUGGUUUGAAAGCAUCCCAGGCAAACAAUGGGAAGGGCAUGAAACGACUAUAUUGCACAGUGGAAAAUGCCCUGUAUGCAACACAUUACUGGAAUCAAUUCAGCUGAGUGUGGAAGAAUAUCACUUAUUAAGAGAGUGUGUGAUGAAUGACAUUAUUCAAGGGACAGAUACAUUUAAAAAGACAACUCCUCAGGAACUGCAACAUUUCCAAACUUUUGUGAAAAAACGUCCGCCUUAUGAUAUUGUAAUUGAUGGAUUAAAUGUCGCUAACAUCGCACCCAAGGGUAAUCAGUCCAAAAUUCUUCUUGAUGUCGUUUCUUACCUUGCAAAUCGAAACAUGAGACUUCUCGUACUUGGACGUAAGCAUAUGCUGAGAGGAACACGUAGCUGGAACAAAGGUCAUAUGGCUGACAUACAGAAGUAUGCUGACUGCUUCUUCACAGAAAAUAUUUCUGAAGAUGAUCCCUUUUUGUUAUACGCAACUAUGCAUUCAGGCAAUCAUUGUAAAUUCCUUAGUAGAGACCUCAUGCGGGAUCACAAAGCUUGUUUGUCUGACCAGAAUACCCGAAGACUGUUUUUCAAGUGGCAACGUGGACACCAGCUUGUGCUGUCAAGGUACAAUCCAGGGAACAGAAUGAAAUUUGAGAUCAUAUCAAAAUAUGACACCAUAGUACAGACUACACCAGAUACUUGGCACAUACCAUAUGAUGAAGAAGGUGUUGAGAGAUGUUCCUACGAAGUUCCACGUAAAUGGUUGUGUCUUCGAAAACAUAACUGAAGAGAAGCAGUGAAUAAAAAUUUUGCUGCCUGUUCUUUGUUUUAAGGAGUUGUUGUAUUCUGUUUUUAUGUUUGAUAUUUAUUUAGUCAAUAUUUUGUUCUAUUUCCCAAAUUUCUUCAACAUUUUCCACUUUUUCUUUUAUAGCACUUGUGGUUCAGUACAAAUUUCCAGGUGUCAAUAGUCUUCUACUACCUCAGCCAAAUGACUAUUCUUCCUGUGGCUGUCAAGAUGGUAUCAGCUGCAUUUUGAACCUGGUGAUAUUGUCACCAAAACUAAUAUGACCCCCACGUAGCAUAGUUUUUUUUUAAUAUAUCCUACAUAGCAUAAUGGGUAGUUAUCAUGAUAUAUAGCAAAACAACAAAAGUUGUUUUCUCCUUCCCUUGAUUCCCACACCCACAUCAAUUUCUGUCAGUCAAUCAAGCAAUUUAAUCAAUAACUUUUAAAAAUUCAAUGAAAAUGCUGAUCAACUAAGUUAAGUCAAUGUAAUGGCUUAUUAGAUUCCCUGGCAAGUUAUCCUGAUCGAGUUCCACUAACUCAGUUCAGAUAAAGAAUUCAGACUUAUUGAUCUUUAUAUGACCUAAUCACCACAUCAUGUACCAAUAUUUAACAAACAAAAACAGAGAAUGCUGGAGAGACUCAGCAAGUCUGGCAGCAUUUGUGAAGAGAAAACAAAGUGAACGUUUUGAGUCUGGUGACUAUUCUUCAGAACUGCCAGCAAUUUCCCUCCAGCAAUUUGUUUUCGUUUGUUUCAAAUCUACAGUGUUCCUUGUUUUGUUAUUAUGUACCAGUAUGUCACUGGUAAAAUCUGAUUGCAUUGUUAAAUUAAGCAUUCAGUAUUAUUUGCCUCUUAGAUUACCAAAGGGCUUCUGUGAUGUAGAUGAUUGUCUUGGGUAUGUAAAAUUGCAUUAUGUCUGCUCAGUCAGUUCAUAUUCAAAUUAAAGUAGUAUUUCUUGUUAUCUCUUGGUGAGAAAACAGGAAUGUUCCAUUUCAAAAAAAAAGUUCCAUUCUUUAAAAAGAAUGUUUUUUAAUUGAAGAAUCGUAUUAAUAUUUCUCAGAUUAACAUGGAAAAUUUAGCUUUGUAUAACCUAAUAGCCACAUCGUGUACCAAUAUGUAACAAACAGAAAUUGCUGGAGAGAUUCAGCAAGUCAGGCAACAUCUGUGAAAAAAAAAAGUAAAUGUUUUGAGUCCAAUGUCUCUUCUUCAGAACUGCCAGCUGUCAUAUAGUUUCUUCAAAUAGGUUUGAUUUCUAACCUCUAACAAAAUGAUUUUUCAAGCUUCAUCAAAAUCAGCGGCUACGCUUACUUAAUUUUCUCAAUGUUGCUAGUGCCUAACUUAAAUCCUUGACAGAAAUUGUCAUGUGAAUUAUCUAGCAAUAAAAUCUGAAGCAUUUAUAUGGUAAUUGCAUGUCCAGCAAUCUUGGAAGUAUUGAAUUCUACAACAUAACACAGAACAUUGGGCUUAUAAGGCAUAUACCAUAUAUUUUGCUGCAUUGAAGUCUUCUCCUCUACUUACCGUCCCUUGUUUAUUUCCCCAUACAGGUCAUUCUGCUAUAACACGACAGUUGUGUUCCUCUGCAUCCUCCCGCUAUAGAAAAUUAUGCUAUGGAAAACCACUUCUAAACCAUGUUUAGAAGAUUGCCAAUACAAAAUCGCUUUACCCGUUGAGUAGAAAAUUCCCUUUAUCCAAACAACAUCCACAAUUCGUAAUCGCGAUAUAGCUAAUUCGCGCUUACGAAACACGCUUUUUAACAGAAUGACCUGUACCCAGAUACUUAAUUAUUCCUAUUCUUGCAGUUAUUUCAUUCUAUAUCAAAAGGACUGUGUUUCAACAGUUUUGGUUUCUAUCUUAAUUUUUACUUUUGGGAGACCAACUGUUAGAGCAUAUCAUCUGGUUGGGGGAUGUGGGGGUGGGACCUAUUUUUAGUCCCUGAGCUCAUUCAAGUAGAACCAGCAAGUUGUGGGCAACAAAUGGCACAGAUUGUCUAAUAUCUGGUGGCGUGGAAGCCUUUGGGUUUGAAGCAUACACUUAAUUUGGGGACCAGGAAGGGGAGAAACCUAGUUUGGCAUUGGGCCAAAUUUACAACUUGAAGGCCUUUCUGUUCUGUCAGCAGUGGAAUUGGUUAAAUAGCUAGUUCUAGCAUAAGAAUACAUCCUCGACUCCAGUAUGUAUAUUAAAAGAGGCUUAUCUAUAAAAUAAAUGAUGCUGUGUCCA
Chiloscyllium plagiosum (whitespotted bambooshark) is the source of this 4170-nucleotide messenger RNA. It is a transcript of the gene prorp, whose product is annotated as protein only RNase P catalytic subunit. Gene Ontology annotation, biological process: mitochondrial tRNA 5'-end processing; tRNA 5'-leader removal. Gene Ontology annotation, molecular function: ribonuclease P activity; protein binding. Gene Ontology annotation, cellular component: mitochondrion; mitochondrial ribonuclease P complex. The record is from RefSeq and is a predicted model, not a curated record. Lineage: Eukaryota; Metazoa; Chordata; Chondrichthyes; Orectolobiformes; Hemiscylliidae.